Mus musculus (house mouse) is the source of this 1911-nucleotide messenger RNA. It is a transcript of the gene Eva1a, whose product is annotated as eva-1 homolog A, regulator of programmed cell death. NCBI's taxonomy places the organism in Eukaryota, Metazoa, Chordata, Mammalia, Rodentia, Muridae. Bases 507 to 977 code for a protein of 156 amino acids. Gene Ontology annotation, cellular component: endoplasmic reticulum membrane; lysosomal membrane. The transcript has 4 exons. The record is from RefSeq and is marked validated.
AGGCUCCUCUAGAGUGUGCAGGGCUGGAGGAGUCCAGAGGCUGGGUGUGCGCGUUCCGUGCUCAGCCCUGAUUGGGGAGGGCCGCCCCAAAUUGCUCUCCGGCGCGCGGGUGCCCCAGCCACAGGGCGCAGCAGCACACUGCCGUGCCCUUCCCUAGGUGAUCUGAUCCACUCCAGGCCCCCCUGCUCGGUCCCCGGAAGUACGCGCCAGUCGUCCUAGAGAAGACCGAGUGCCUGCCCCGUGCCAUGCUCACUCCAUGAAUUUUGACUCGCUCGAUAUUGUAUCAUCACUACGAAGUUCAUUGCAGAAGCACAGAGAGGCUGCAACAUUUGCCUCACAUCACACAGCUCAUUAGUGCUGGGGCCAACAUUCACAUAAACCUUUGGAUUUCAGAACACACACUCUUCUUGCUACAAAGGAGAGAGGGAGGGGCUGCACUGAGCCUGAAGAGAGAGAGGGGCUGCACUGAGCCUGAAGACAUAUCCAGGAGCUCUUCUCCAUGCCACAUGAAGCUGCCCCUCAGCCCCAGCACGGAACCAGUGGCCACGGAGCCCUUGGGAAUGGCUCUGCUCAGCAGCAUCCUGGCAGCCUGGUCUUAUAUCUCAGAAAACCCUGAGCGAGCCGCUCUGUACUUUGUCUCUGGAGUGUGCAUUGGCCUGUUCCUGACCUUGGCCGCCUUGGUGAUGAGGAUCUCCUGCCACACGGACUGCCGGCGAGGUCCCCGGAGGAGGUGCUUGCAGGACCGCGAGUGCAGCGACAGCAGCGACAGCGAGGAUGGUAGCGAGGACACAGCCUCUGACCUCUCGGUGCGCAGACACCGCCGCUUCGAGAGGACUUUGAAUAAGAACGUGUUCACCUCUGCAGAGGAGCUGGAGCGCGCACAGCGCUUGGAGGAGCGCGAACGAAUCAUCAGGGAGAUCUGGAUGAACGGGCAGCCUGAGGUGCCGGGCACCAGGAGCCUGAACCGAUACUACUAGGGCUCAGUGUGCACCCCAGAACCUCUGCAGAUCGCCGGGAUGAGAGUGGGUUCUGCAGGCAAGGACGAUGUGCAAGAGCUGAAACCAGCUCUGUUAAUGUGGCUGGAGAGUGCAUAGCGCCAGCCAGCCUGUUUCCCCAGGAGAAUGGGGAUUUGCUUUAGAUCCUUGCCUCUGGAGAAAUAGACAACCCAGGCAGUGGCAUCUACUCUUUCAGGUCUUGACAGCCACCUGGGCACACCAGCCCAAUGCUUUCAGGCCUUGGAAAGGUGCUGAGGAAUUCCUCUCCAACCAUGUGACAGCGAUGGGACAAGCUGAAAGUCCUUCCGAAGCGCUCAGAAGUUUGGGCAGACUUAUCCUGUGCUAUUAUUCCUUUAUAAAAGGAAAAAAAAAUCUCAUAGCUGGAGAGCUGGGGCAUCAGGGUGACCGUAACCCAGAAAAUGUAAUUUUCUAAAGGACUCCGUGAAGAGGAAAUGGUUUUGAUUGAGAUAGCAUGAUCCAUGCUAAUUAUUUAAAGCUAAUUUUUAAAACAGAAAAAAAAUCUUGACAACCUCUGCAUUUUAACUGACACCUCAGGGAUUAAAAUCCUAUCUUUUAGUCUAGGUCCCACCUCAUUCAUGAAGAUGAAUAGAACUUACUGUAUUAUGAGAUGUAUUGGAGACUUAGGAUACAUCAAUAACCUCAGAGGAUAAAGGGUUUUAUUUUUUAGUACUCUAUAAACUAUGUAUUGACAUGUGUAUUUGAAAAUGCUGCAUAAAAAUAGAAACCGUGUGUCCUUUCCUUUUGGAGAGAAAAGUCUCAUGACUUCAGAGACUCAUGAUAUUUAAAUAAUAUUUUGUUUAAAAAAAUAGUUUGGAUUUCCAAGAAUGGAAGCCAGAGGUGAGAAUUAAAUCCAAAAUUAGAAUGGUAUCGAAAAUAAACAUUCCAUGAAAAUCUU